AUGGCUACCGACGAGCCCUCUCCCUCUCGCUGGAGCUUUCUGUGGAGGAAGAAGCUGCCUGAAGAACCAGAAGAUGGAUCAUCCAACACCAAGGAAGAACCUUCCCAAGUAGUCACCAGUCCACUUCAGGAGGGUAACACUGGCUUGGCCAAUGGGAUUAGAGAGAAACCGAAAAAGUCAAUGUUUCCACCUUUUGAAUCUGCAGAAACUCGUGCGCUCGCAGAGAGUUUGAGUAGGGAUAUCAUACGUGGGAAUCCAAAUGUCAAGUGGGAAAGCAUCAAGGGUUUAGAGAACGCGAAAAGGUUGCUCAAAGAAGCUGUGGUGAUGCCUAUCAAAUACCCCUCCUACUUUAAUGGUCUACUAUCUCCGUGGAAAGGUAUUCUUCUGUUUGGUCCACCUGGUACCGGAAAGACUAUGCUUGCAAAGGCUGUUGCUACAGAGUGUAACACAACGUUUUUCAAUAUCUCAGCCUCUUCUGUUGUUAGCAAAUGGAGAGGUGGUUAUUUUCUUACACCUUUGUUUUACUCAAAUGGUGCACUCUUUAUAUUGUGUUGUGAUGUUUUUUUUUCAGGUGAUUCUGAGAAGUUGAUAAGAGUGCUGUUUGAUCUAGCUAAGCAUCAUGCACCUGCCACAAUCUUUCUUGAUGAAAUAGACGCAAUUAUAAGCCAACGUGGUGGUGAAGGACGUAGUGAACAUGAAGCAAGCAGGCGUCUCAAAACUGAACUGCUCAUUCAGAUGGAUGGGCUACAGAAAACAAAUGAGCUUGUAUUUGUUUUAGCAGCAACAAAUCUCCCUUGGGAACUAGAUGCAGCUAUGCUCCGGAGACUAGAGAAACGAAUUCUAGUACCUUUACCUGAUCCUGAAGCAAGAAGAGGAAUGUUUGAGAUGCUCUUGCCGUCACAACCGGGAGAUGGGCCGUUGCCUCAUGAUGUGCUGGUUGAGAAAUCAGAGGGUUACUCUGGUUCAGACAUUAGGAUACUUUGUAAGGAAGCUGCUAUGCAACCAUUGAGACGCACGUUAGCUUUGUUGGAAGACAAAGUGGAACUUGUGCCUGAAGAUGAGUUGCCAGAAGUGGGACCUAUCUUACCAGAAGACAUUGAUAGAGCUCUGAGUAAUACAAGACCAUCGGCUCAUCUGCACGCCCAUCUCUACGACAAGUUCAACGAUGAUUAUGGUAGUCAUAUCCUUAAGUAA
Molecule: messenger RNA, 1194 nt
Organism: Eruca vesicaria subsp. sativa (arugula)
Lineage: Eukaryota; Viridiplantae; Streptophyta; Magnoliopsida; Brassicales; Brassicaceae
Source: the annotation of a GenBank genome assembly